UGGCGAAAGCGGAUAUGAUCACUUGGCCCGGAAGCAGAGGGAGCACCAGGUUCGGCUGAUUCAUUGGCGAGGCCCCACCGAGCGUGUGUGAAAAAUGGACAGACUUUUACGACUUGGAGGUGGUAUGCCUGGACUUGGACAGGGCCCACCGACUGAUGCCCCAGCUGUUGAUACAGCAGAACAGGUUUAUAUAUCUUCACUUGCUCUACUAAAGAUGUUGAAACAUGGGCGAGCUGGUGUUCCAAUGGAAGUCAUGGGCCUCAUGCUUGGUGAAUUUGUUGAUGACUACACCGUCCGUGUUAUUGAUGUUUUUGCAAUGCCUCAGUCAGGCACGGGUGUUAGUGUUGAAGCAGUUGACCCUGUAUUUCAAGCCAAAAUGUUGGACAUGCUGAAACAGACUGGCAGGCCUGAAAUGGUUGUUGGCUGGUACCAUAGUCACCCUGGCUUUGGAUGCUGGCUUUCAGGAGUUGACAUCAACACUCAGCAGAGCUUUGAAGCCCUGUCGGAACGAGCUGUUGCUGUUGUAGUGGAUCCUAUUCAGAGCGUAAAGGGGAAGGUUGUUAUUGAUGCCUUUAGACUGAUCAAUGCAAAUAUGAUGGUGUUAGGACAUGAGCCGAGGCAGACAACUUCAAAUCUUGGUCAUCUCAACAAACCAUCUAUCCAGGCAUUGAUUCACGGAUUAAACAGACACUACUACUCUAUCACUAUCAAUUAUCGGAAGAAUGAACUUGAACAAAAGAUGUUGUUGAACUUGCAUAAAAAAAGUUGGAUGGAAGGACUGACACUUCAGGACUACAGUGAGCAUUGUAAACUUAAUGAAACUGUUGUGAAAGAAAUGCUAGAAUUGGCAAAGAACUACAAUAAGGCUGUGGAAGAAGAGGAUAAAAUGACUCCUGAACAACUAGCAAUUAAAAAUGUUGGAAAACAAGAUCCAAAACGCCAUUUGGAAGAGCAUGUGGAUGUUGUAAUGACUUCAAAUAUUGUACAGUGCUUAGCAGCAAUGUUGGAUACAGUUGUAUUUAAAUAGUGAACUGUAAUAUAAGAUAUUAAGGCAUUCUGGUUUUUUUAGUGUGCAGUUUCUCUUCAAAUUUCUGUAAUGCUGAGGCUGCUGAAGACUACUUAAAAACAAGAGACUUCCAACAUCAUUACAUCCUGAGCUGAGAGCAACCAUGCAGUACAUGCCUUUGUUGUUUUUGAAUCAUUUGUCCGGACAAAUACAGUUUGUUUUUCUUUUUUUUUAAAGUUUAAACGAGUAGCCAAGUUUGAUUUUGGUAUUUGCACACAUUUUGUAUAUUAUUGUUAGAUCUCAGACUGUCAAUAAAAUAAGUUGGAUCUGUC
This is a messenger RNA of Hypanus sabinus (Atlantic stingray), 1338 nucleotides long. It is a transcript of the gene psmd14, whose product is annotated as proteasome 26S subunit, non-ATPase 14. Bases 95 to 1027 code for a protein of 310 amino acids. Gene Ontology annotation, biological process: proteasome-mediated ubiquitin-dependent protein catabolic process; protein deubiquitination. The record is from RefSeq and is a predicted model, not a curated record. Gene Ontology annotation, cellular component: proteasome regulatory particle, lid subcomplex. Gene Ontology annotation, molecular function: metallopeptidase activity; proteasome binding; protein binding. Lineage: Eukaryota; Metazoa; Chordata; Chondrichthyes; Myliobatiformes; Dasyatidae. The transcript has 11 exons.